Fundulus heteroclitus (mummichog) is the source of this 5757-nucleotide messenger RNA. RefSeq names its product SCY1 like pseudokinase 2 (gene scyl2). Gene Ontology annotation, biological process: protein phosphorylation. The record is from RefSeq and is a predicted model, not a curated record. Gene Ontology annotation, molecular function: protein kinase activity; ATP binding. The transcript has 19 exons. NCBI's taxonomy places the organism in Eukaryota, Metazoa, Chordata, Actinopteri, Cyprinodontiformes, Fundulidae. Bases 170 to 2884 code for a protein of 904 amino acids.
UCGUCUUCCUAGCCUGCUAAGCUAACUCAUUUCGUAUGCUGCUGGAAUAAGACAUGGGGGCUGUGUUUCACAGCCUUUACUGAUAGCAGCGGUGCAUGUAAUCCAUUUCUCAUCAGCCUGAAAGCUGAGAGUCCCUUUCGUUUUUUACGCUGCUGGGCCAAGUCUGAACAUGGAGUCGAUGUUGAACAAGCUGAAAAGCACCGUCACCAAAGUGACAGCGGACGUGACCAGCGCUGUCAUGGGCAACCCGGUGACGCGGGAAUUCGAGGUGGGCCGACAUAUUGCGAGCGGAGGUCCUGGCCUCUGCUGGAGGAUCUAUAACGGCACCAAGAAGUCCACCAAACAGGAAGUGGCUGUUUUUGUGUUCGAUAAGAAGAUGAUCGACAAGUAUCAGAAGUUUGAGAAGGACCAGAUCAUCGAUUCGCUGAAGAAAGGCGUUCAGCAGCUGACCAGACUGCGUCACCCGCGCCUGCUGACCGUGCAGCAUCCUCUGGAAGAGUCACGAGACUGCCUGGCGUUCUGCACAGAGCCAGUGUUUGCCAGUCUGGCCAACGUUCUGGGCCAGUGGGACAACCUGCCCAGCCCCGUGCCCAACGACAUCAAAGAAUACAAACUCUAUGAUGUGGAGACCAAAUAUGGCUUACUACAGAUCUCGGAGGGUUUGUCUUUUCUUCACAGCGGGGUUAAGAUGGUUCACGGUAACUUGUGUCCAGAGAAUAUCAUCCUCAAUAAGAGCGGCGCCUGGAAGAUCAUGGGCUUUGACUUCAGCAUCUCCUCAAGCAACCCUUCAGACGCCGAGCUAAAGUACACGUGCAGAGAGUGGGAGCCCAACCUUCCACCUCUCUGCCUCCCCAACCCGGAGUACCUGGCCCCCGAGUACAUCCUGUCGGUCAGCUGCGACGCAGCCUCCGACAUGUACUCCCUCGGCGUUGUAAUGCACGCCGUCUUCAACGAAGGCAAACCCGUCAUCCAAGUCAACAAGCACGAUAUUUUUAAGAGUUUCAGCAGGCAGCUGGACCGGCUGAGCAGCAUGAAUUCAGCACUGCUGAGUAAGCUCCCAGAAGAGGUGCGGGAGCACGUCAAGAUGUUACUCAGCGUCUCCCCGACCGUUCGACCCGACGCGGACCAGAUGACCAAGAUUCCAUUUUUCGACGACGUCGGGGCGGUAACGCUGCAGUACUUUGACACCCUCUUCCAGAGGGACAACCUGCAGAAAUCUCAGUUCUACAAAGGUUUACCAAAAGUGCUGCCAAAGCUACCAAAGAGGGUUGUGGUGUACCGCAUAUUGCCAGCGUUGACCUCGGAGUUCGUCAACCCGGACAUGGUUCCGUUUGUGCUGCCCAACGUGCUGCUUAUCGCUGAGGAGUGCACCAAGGAGGAGUACGUUCGCCUCAUCCUGCCCGACCUCACGCCUGUGUUCAAACAGCAGGAGCCUCUCCAGGCUAGUAAUAUGAUCCUGCUAAUAUUCCUGCAAAAGAUGGACCUGCUUCUGACUAAGACGCCGCCGGAUGACAUCAAGAACAGCGUGCUUCCCAUGGUGUACCGGGCUGUGGAGGCUUCCUCAGUACAGAUCCAGGAGCUGUGCUUGAACAUCAUCCCAACGUUUGCCAACCUGAUCGACUACCCGUCCAUGAAGAAUUCGCUCAUCCCGCGCAUCAAAUCCGCCUGCCUGCAGACGUCCUCUCUCGCUGUGCGAGUUAACUCUCUGGUGUGUAUGGGAAAGAUUUUGGAGUAUCUAGAUAAGUGGUAUGUCAUCGACGAGAUCCUUCCCUUCCUGCAACAGAUCCCCUCUAGAGAACCGGCUGUACUGAUGGGCAUUUUGGGAAUUUAUAAAUGCACCUUUGCCCACAAGAAGCUUGGCAUCCCCAAAGAGCAUCUCGCCACAAAGAGUUUGCCCCACCUCGUCUCUCUUAGUAUAGACAAUAACCUCAAUCUAAAUCAGUUUAACUCUUUUAUGAUGGUAAUCCGUGAUAUGAUGAACCGCAUGGAGGCUGAACACAAGACCAAAUUGGAGCAGCUGCACAUCAUGCAGGAGCAGCAGAGGAGUCUAAACAUCACAAAUCCAGUUAGCUCAACAGAAGAGAUUAAAAACACUCCCAGCUCUGGAAACCAGAUCGACGACAUAUUUGGCAGCACGAGUGUUAAGGGGAAGGAAAAUGGAUCUGCUGCUACACCUUCACAGCCUAAUCGGGUGUCUCUGACUCUGGAGGAGAAACAAAGGCUGGCCAAGGAGCAGGAGCAGGCCGCUAAACUGAGGAGCCAGCAGCCGUUGGCUCCUCAGACCAUCAAACCAGCCGCCUCCAGCAGCUCACAGACUAAAGAUCUGACCAGCAGCCUGCUCAACAGCAUGACGUCUCUCAACAGCCUGUCCUUGGCGGGCCCGGUGCGACCUCCCCCAGUGCAAGGCACCACCAUGUCCGGCUUCCCCUCCUCCGCUCCGAUGGUGGGUCCGGUCUCUAACGGGUUCAACCCGGGCAUGGGCUUCCAAACGGGAGGCAUCGGGAUGGGCAUGCGGCCCUCGGGCCCCGGCCUCUACGGAGGAAUGGCCUCCACCACCAGCACCCCGAACUUCGGGGCCCUUACGCAGAAUCAGGGACCAUCUGGACUGACGAACAGACCACCCAACAUGUCUGCCUUGGACAACCUGUUUACACCCAACAAGCCCAAAGUCCCUCUCAAUCAAAUAGGCCCCCAGGCGGCGGCGGCGGCGGCGGGAGGCGGCAGCCCCUGGGUGAGUCAGUUCGGUCCAGGUCAGAACGCUCAGACCCCGAUGCAGGGCGGGGCCGUCGGGAUGGGGGGCGUGCCCAGCGGCUUCGGCAUGCAGGCCAACCCUUCUUCAGCCCGCAGAACUUUUCCCAACCAGCCGCUGCCCCGAGCGGCGUGAAACAGAGCGCGUCUGUGAACAAUGACCUGCAGGACUUAUUUGGCUGAAAACGACGAGGUAUAUUCUUUCACAGACUGCGGGGAGAAGAGCUUUGAAUUAUCACCGAGCAGGACGCUGAAUGAUUGUGGAGCACUUAAAAGAGGUGUUUUUUGUAUUUUUAAUCUGGUCUAAUUUUACGUGUCGUGCUCCCGUUCUGCUGGAGGAUUAAACCCGUACCGACAGUUUGGUGUUGGUACUAGUUACUUCUUCGCUUCGGUCUGUCAAUGCUGGGGGGGGGGGGGUUUCCUACUGUUUUUUCUACUUUCCCAGGCAAAUAUAUUGGGUCAAGAUGAAUUUAAAUUUGGCUCAUUCCAGACUGUCCGAAUGGAAGGAGAAUAUUUUACUUGAAGAACAAGAUUUUUUUUCUUUUUCAUUUUCAUAGAAAACACAGUAUGCUCACUUUACAUCUGUUCACGGUCAAGCUUCUGUGCUUUCAGAGAGUAUUUUAGGAUUUUUGGAGCUUGUUUUAAAAGGGAUCAAGGUGUUUGGCUGAGGAACAAGGGGUCUGAGUUCAGGUAGGCUCGGCUGGACCCAGAAAAGAAUCGAGUGAUCUGCGUCCAGCGUGUCCCGUAAUAGCGGUUUCAGAUGCAAACUUUCCUCACUUCGCCCACAUGUGAUGGUGUGUGUGUUUCUUUGAAGAUCAACUUGGACAAUCCUGGGCUCCAUACUUUUGUAACAUGACCAAAACUAUUUCCGUUUCUUUUCCUGACCACCAUUUGCUGCCAUUUCAUCAGCUUUGCAGGCAAAUCUCCUAGUUUCUGUUAUUGCAGAGCGAUUUCUCCUCUCUGGGUCGGCUCGCUGUGGAGUGGCUGUUACUGCCGUGUCCUAAGAAAUCCCAGCGCGAAAGACGCACUGCUUUUGUUCUCGUGCCUUACCAGGGUACACGUCUUAGGCUUAGCAGCGCUCGGUUGUUACACAGGUAGGCAUGGGCUGGGAGGGAAUACUCAUGCUAUUAUUAACGCAAAAAAAUUAUAAAGGGUGUAAUCGCUUUUAGUUAAAACAGGAAAAUCAACGACGGUUCUUACUGCUGCUAAAAUGAGACCAUAUAAUUUUGACUGUAUGGUUAAUUAGUUGUGUUGUCUGUGUGUGUGAAACAGCAGUUGUUGAGCGUUUUUAUUAGAGUUGACAUUUUAGGCUUUAGCGAUUCAAAGGGUUAGCGUUACUCAAGCAACAAUCUCACUGGGUAUUCCAGAGAAUGUAAACCCCUUCCAGUUUAAUCUGAGCGUUCACAAAAAGCUGCCAACAUUUCCAAAUCCAAACAUCUGAUGGGAUAAAACGGAGGAACUUUCCUGUACUUGUUCAGCCUUCUUGUUAUCUGCUCUAAGUCUUGCUCUCUCUAGCUCUCAUGGCCUGUACCAACCCCAAACAUGCCGUUGGAAACACGUUUUCCUUUUAAAUAGUUCCUUGCAUCUCUGGAUUUCCUGUGAAAUUAGUUUUAACAUCUCACUGAUACUGUCUUCUUUACCAAGUAUCAACUUCUACACUGAUGGUUGUCAUCACUGUAACCAGGAUGCAUUGAGAUGAAUUUACGAUCACAGAUCAGGGAUAGCUAGCAGCUGAUCUCUAAUGUGGAUUUCUGUAACAUUUAUUAAGUUGCAGUGGUAGCCAGCCUUCGUCAGAUGCUCAACAGACGUGCCACUUUUAAAGCUGUAGUUUUAAAACAGUUUUAGCCUUAAUAACAAGGCUGGACGGCGCUCCUUUAGUUUCCAAACUAUGGCUUUCUUUCUUUGUUUGUUGCAGCCAGAAAUAUUUCCAAACAGCCAAAUUUGUCUCAAGUGAAGGAGUCUGCUUUCAGCCAGCUGACUGCUAGUGUUCAGCAACAAGUCAGGGAAGUGUUGCUCACUCUAUACAAAAUAAUAAAAAUAAAAAAUCUCUGCUUGCCUCGUCACUUUCUCCAGCAUUGCUAGGGGGAGAUUAUAAUAGGAAAGUUUAGCGAUUAUUGAACCGGUUCCUUUUUAAUAUCUUGGCGUACGUUGCUAGUGCUAGCCGACUCAUGCCUACACAAAGGUAUUUAUAUUGUCACAGUGCGUAUGACUUGCUUAGCUACAUUUCACUGACCACAUCAAUUAACAAAAUAAUAAUUUAUCAAUAAAUAUUUACUUUUUCUAUUGACCAAUCAUAUCUUAUUUUUACAUGAUCUCUGCUCAUAAACUGUGGAUCAGAAUCUAAGGCUAUAUAUUCCUAUUCUGGCACUUUUCAGCAUCUGCUGAUCUUGUGCGUUAAUAAAAAAGUGUAAUUAUCUAGUAAUUUGGAACUGGACAGCUCCAUGAGGUCCUUGGCAUCCUUUUUUUGUUUUUUUGUUUUACGAUUUUGGGAAUGAGGCCUUAGAUGAGUCGAGUGCAAUAAUCCUUUUCGGUUCUUGAGGGUGCAAAUUGUUUGUCGGAACCAGCUCUCGUUUGUGUCUGUACCUUUCUCUGCCGACCUGCAGCAACUUCACUGUUCUGUCAGAUUUGAUCAACGACUGGAUAUAUUCACUCUGAAUUAAACAUUUUGGGUAUUUUUAGCUGCACCUUGCUCACGCUGAUUUUGCUGAUGAUUGUCGUUUUAUUUAAUGUGUUUCAAAAAAUAAACCUCGCUCUCCGGGUUCUGUUCAUUUCUGCGUUGUUAACCGUCUCUUUCCACCUGAGGCAGUUUUGGCUAAGUUGAUGUGGUGGUUGUUUAUUUCACAUGUUGUAGCAGAACCCCAAAGCGAACAGAAACCAGGUCUUUGAUUGGAUCGUUUGUAAACUACUGCUGUCCUAUAUGUGAAGUGUGAGCUUUGUUUUGUGUCCAGGUGCUGGUGGUUCCAUGAAGAUCUGUACAUAUAUAAAAGCAUACAAUCUAAUAUUCUCAAA